AUGCAUCAGUAUUCACAGCCGAAGCAACAGCAAUUCUUUACGCUUGUCAAGUCGCAGAAAAAAGACCCGAUAAGAACAACGCCGAGAGUUGACGGACGUAAGGACGGCAAUGGCUCCAAAGACCCUAUAUUUGGACCGGCGCAUCGGACAGUAGCAGGCACUACGCAACAGAAGGAAAGUCUGGGGCAGGUGGGAUCCGAGGUUGCUUCGGCACCCAAAGAUGAUAUACCACAGGCCUCGACGAGUACUGGACUGACGACCGGGCAGUCUAGGAAAUUCGGGGACGUCAGAAAGGCCACAGGUUUGAGUGGCGCAGGAGCCAAAUGGUACCUGCGUUACGUAAACAAAGGCUUAACGUCUGAAGAGGCCAAGAAGAAAGUACUGGACCGGGAGAAGUCCAGUGACAGCACUGGCGUGGUUGCGAAAGCUAGUCCUCCGGAGGGGAAUCCGGAGAAAAAGGCACCCCUAGAUCGGGAAAAGCCCGGUGACAGUAAACGGGUGGCUGCGGAGCUUAGUCCUCCCGAAGGAAAGCCGGAGAAGAAGAAGAGCCGUCUUGAAACAGUGGCUCCAAAACCUAAGGCAGGGGCUAGGAAGCCGGGUGUUAGCUAUGCUAGCGCCACUAAGCGCAUUAGACUGGCAGUUCUGCCGAAGGCUUUCCCUGAGAGUACACUCACUCGUGAGGAUCAGGGAAAGAUUGAGGAUGCCAUUGUGGAGGAGAUGGGUAAGGGUUGGAGGUCAAUACUCCAAUUCGACGGCAUCCACUUUCGGCCAGGCCUUAUACUGGUCGACUGUUUGGAUGCAGAAUCAGCCGAAUGGUUGCGCGAAAUUGUCCCAAAACUGCCUGACUGGGAUGGUGCGGAACUGACUACGUGCGAUGGGGACAACAUACCCAGGGUGCACGUAAUCACUACGUACCUACCAAAAGCUGCAGGAGUGGACACGCAGAAACUGCUGUGCCUCAUUAUAGCACAAAAUGAGGGAAUGCAUACCGACCUAUGGAAGGUUUAUAGGAGCAAUGAUGAGAAGACGGGCAAACUGCUAACGAUCGGGAUUGACGACCGGUUUGGUAGUGUUCCAGUGCAUGUGGACAAGGGCAGGGAACCGAAGGCGAAGAUAGUCAAGCCAGAUACUCCACCGGGUGGUUCGGAAUUACCGAAGGAGGUGGCUGAGAUGGUAGCCGUGGAAGCAGCUAGGAGCGCGGUAGUAGAGGAAGUCAGUCUUUUACCUCAUGAGAUGGAGGGUAUAGACGCCUUCGACCUCGGGAUACUGACCAUUUGUGCUGACGACGACUCGGAGAGAGCCACCUUGUCAGAGUUUGACGAAACUCUGACAACGGACGAAGACGAUGAACGCCAAUAA
Rhagoletis pomonella (apple maggot) is the source of this 1359-nucleotide messenger RNA. RefSeq lists its product as uncharacterized. The coding region runs from base 1 to 1359 and encodes 452 amino acids. NCBI's taxonomy places the organism in Eukaryota, Metazoa, Arthropoda, Insecta, Diptera, Tephritidae. The record is from RefSeq and is a predicted model, not a curated record. The transcript has 3 exons.